Molecule: messenger RNA, 1831 nt
Organism: Plutella xylostella (diamondback moth)
Lineage: Eukaryota; Metazoa; Arthropoda; Insecta; Lepidoptera; Plutellidae
Source: RefSeq, a predicted model, not a curated record
AAAUUUCUUUCCACUUCCUUCACAAAGUACAAAGUAGGUAAAAUUGAUAAUCGUAAACAAGGAAUAUUACUACAUCCACCGUUAUGAAUUUAAUAUAAUAGGUACUAUUAAAUUGAACAGAAGAUGGACGACUUGUUGCGUUAAUCAUGCCCUGACCACAGACUUCAAACCACUCCCAUCAUGCCGUUAACGUGAAUCAAUCAGAUGUCUUUGGACUAUACCCGGCUGUACGAAAUCAACCAGUUGCUCAAUCUCUCAAGAGCUCUAUCCAGGUGUGCCCAAGUCUGAGACUGCGAGAGUGAGCAUGCGGCGUCGGUCCCCGGGCUGCACCCGGCCCAGCAGGCGAGACGAUGGCGAUUCCUGCGUUUGUGGAUUAUACGAUAUUAUUUCACACUACAAAUCCACCAUUUUGUUUAUUUUCUUCAUUGGUUUGUUAGGCUGCUGUUGUUCGACGAAAAUUAAAACCGGUGAAGCUUCAGGGGAUCGUUCCUUUCCAAUUCGCAUUCUUAUAUCCAUGCUCAAUCUCUGUGCGUGUGCCGUGGGGUUCGGUGUCCGGCUCAUUGUAUCAAUACUGUUCUGUAUCGGAAAAAAUCUUCCAGCCCUCUGCAGUGAGUGUCUCACUAUGGCCAAAGAUAAACAUAAAUUAACAGAAAAUCAAUUACCAAUAAAAAGCGAUUUACCAGAUAUAGAAAACAAGAAAGCAUCGAAGAUGAUGUAUGAAAGAAAUGAACAUCUACCAAGAAAUCAAACCCUUGAAAAUGAUUAUAAUACAUCCUUACCUUUACUGGAAUAUACAGCUUACUGCUCAAAUGAUACUGGUGAAGUCGAACGAAAACAUCAGGAAAUCAUUAGUCUUUUGAAGAAACAUUCCUGCUAUUGUGAAAGAACAGACACGAUGGCUGAACCGAAAAAUCAAAUAGCAACAUCUGAUGAUUGUGAUGUAAAUUGUAGUACAAAACUGAAGUUGUGUAUAUGUGAUUCAGGUUCCAAAACAUCUGAUCCUGAAACAUCAGGUUUAAAUGCAAUGCAACCUUAUAAAAAAUAUUCUGAAGGAAUUGGACAUCUCAGAGAACUAGGGUUAUCUCCAUCAGAGUCAUGUUUAUGUGAAAAUAUAUCGGCCAUGUCAGAAGAAACUAAGAAAAUGCCAAUUUUUGUAAAAGUAACAAUUGAUACAAAUGCUGGUCAUUCCUCUAGAUUUAUAUCAAGCCCUUAUGUAGUGUCGCCAUCUUUAAAUUUUCAUAAUCAAAACAUAAAUAAGUCAGUUGCUUUAGACAACACAAAUAAAGCACUUGUUUUGUAUAAAUAUAAUAAUUUAAAGAAGGCAAAUAAGUGGAAUUUACGUUUUUUUCCAUGGAAGAAAAAGGGAACUAAGUAGGUAUAUAAUUAUGUAUAUUCUAUACCUACCAAUGUUUCAAAAGAUAGAUCGAUCAUGUAGGGUCAUGCAGAAUUUGCUACCAUUAAAUAAUUAAAAAAAAAAAAUGCUAUCAUUUGAUCAAAAAGAAUAAAAAGCAACUUUUUAUAUCCAUAUACAAUAAUUAUAAGAAAAUCUCUACCGAUAUCACCACGUUUUUGUCAGAUCAAAGAUAAGAAAGACAUGGAAGAGAUAAAUAGUAAUUUCAUGAAGAAUAUAACAUAAGUAGGUACCUAGUAUGGAGGCGGUAUGAAGCUUUGCUUUCCUAGGAAAGCGGAACCCUCCAUUGAGUCGGAGUCCGCGUUGUUCUAUGGUGCCCUCAUAUAGCGGUCGUAUAAUCGCAUUCACACCAUAUUGUGUCACUGACAUGUGACACUGAAGUUUUUUGAGUGCUAUAAAACACCCGUGAAGUGUGAAUAA